GUUUUGUUUGUCCUCAAGCUGCCACAUUUAUGGGACAGCGAUAUCCAAGAGAGAUAAGCGGAGCCCGGCUCAAGCAUUGGGUCUCUCACCAGUCACCAGAGUCUCAGUCUCUCUCUCCUCCCUCUCUCUUUUGAAAUUUGAAUACCCGUUUUUUACCUCUUCUUUUGAGUUUUUGAUUUCCCCUUCCCUAUGCCCACUUCAGUUCGCGCCCGCGCCUCUCACGCUGGCUUUGACUGCCUCGGCGACACCCCCUUCCUCCUUGACCAAUGACCACUUUCUCUCUCUAUUUCUUUUUUUUUUUUUUUGAUAAUAACUUUCUCUCUCUAUUCUCUUCCUUAAUUCUUAUCCCUUUUAACCGUGUUUUUGUCCUGAACUUUUACCGAACACCCGGUGUGCUUGUGUUCGUGGGGUUCUAAUCUCUCUUUAGUCCUCUACAAAGGAGACAUGGUUGAUAAUUGUCUCAUCCGAGGUGGUGGUUCUGGUGGUAAUGCCGACUCUGCCAGUGCUCCGACGAGCAUCAGUUGCAGUAUAGAGGAGCUUAGCUUGGAGAAGAGUAGCAGUACCAGAACCAAUAGUAGCACUCUCACUGGGUCGAGUAACAGUUCUAUAAAUACUAAUAAGAUCAGUGAUGGUUGUCUGGAUGGGAAGCGAAGCCAGUGCAGUGCCUCUGAUGCAUAUAAGGAUGGGGAGUUCUUGGAAUGCGUUGAAACUGAGAACAGUAGUUUAAGCUCUGCGAGCUGCUGCAGCAGCAUUGAUGGUAACGAGGCUAGUUGCAGAAGCUUUUGCCCUAGUAAGCCCCAUAAGGGUAACGAUCUUCGAUGGGAUGCAAUUCAGUGUGUGAAAGCUAAAGAUGGUGUUUUGGGUUUGGGACAUUUUAGGCUUUUGAAGAAGCUUGGUUGUGGGGAUAUUGGGAGUGUGUACUUAGCGGAGCUUAGAGGGAUGGGUUGUCUGUUUGCAAUGAAGGUGAUGGAUAAAGGGUUGUUAGCCGGAAGGAAGAAGUUGCUGAGGGCUCAAACGGAGAGGGAUAUUUUGGGUCUGUUAGAUCACCCAUUUCUUCCAACUCUGUACUCCCAUUUUGAGACAGAGAAGUUCUCUUGCUUGCUUAUGGAGUUCUGCAGUGGAGGAGAUCUUCAUACACUCCGGCAGCGGCAGCCGGGAAAGCACUUCUCGGAACAAGUAGCACGGUUUUACGCUUCAGAAGUUCUUCUUGCCCUAGAGUAUCUACAUAUGUUGGGGGUGGUUUACAGAGACUUAAAGCCUGAAAAUGUAUUGGUCAGGGAAGAUGGCCAUAUUAUGCUUUCAGAUUUUGAUUUAUCAUUGAAGUGUAAUGUUAGUCCGACCCUCAUAAAGUCCAGUGCAGAAUCAUCCCGUAGGAUCUCAUCCUAUUGUAAUCAGCCAGCAUGCAAUUUACCAGCUUGUGUGGAACCUGCUUGUUUGCAACCUUCAUGCUUUCGACCUCGUCUUCGCAUUCCUAAGGCACGGAAGGCCAUGAAUGAUGGUUUAAGUCUAGCUCAUACAGAUUCUCUUCCUGUCCUUAUUGCAGAGCCAACCACUGCCCGGUCGAUGUCAUUUGUAGGGACCCAUGAAUAUUUAGCUCCUGAAAUAAUAAAGGGAAAUGGUCAUGGAAGUGCUGUUGAUUGGUGGACUUUUGGCAUCUUCCUGUAUGAACUACUUCAUGGAAGGACACCAUUCAAGGGAAAUGGUAACCGCGAGACAUUAUUCAAUGUAGUUGGGCAAUCACUGAAGUUUCCAGAGGGAUCAAAUAUCAGUAAUGCUGCUAAGGAUUUGAUCAGGGGAUUACUUGCAAAGGAACCACAACAGAGAUUAGGAUACAAAAGAGGUGCCACAGAGAUAAAGCAGCAUUCCUUCUUUGAAAAUGUCAAUUGGGCUCUCAUUCGUAGCACUCACCCUCCAGAUAUUCCUGAACCAGUUGAUCUGUCCUUUGUUAAUCAUACAGUUAGAUCAUCCAUGCCCACAAAUGACAGGGGAGCUACACAUUCAGAUAGCUCAUCAGGGCCUUAUCUAGAAUUUGAAUUUUUCUAGAGAAUUUUGAUGGGAUAAAUUCUUCUUUGUUUUUGAGGUUGAUUAAGAGCCAUAUGCUGCUCUUCAUUUGUUUCAUAAAAAAAAAAAAAAAAACAAAAAAUCCAUUGCUAUUUGUUAGAUUUUCUCCACCAGCUACCCUCUGUGGUUCAUACUUAUACCAACUACAAAACUGAAAUUUGUUGUCAGCACUUGAUUGGGAUGGUAAAGUAGGCAA
Molecule: messenger RNA, 2257 nt
Organism: Macadamia integrifolia
Lineage: Eukaryota; Viridiplantae; Streptophyta; Magnoliopsida; Proteales; Proteaceae
Product: serine/threonine-protein kinase D6PK-like
Exons: 2
Coding region: 445-2043 (532 amino acids)
Biological process (GO): protein phosphorylation
Cellular component (GO): cytoplasm; nucleus; plasma membrane
Molecular function (GO): protein serine/threonine kinase activity; ATP binding
Source: RefSeq, a predicted model, not a curated record